Phanerochaete carnosa HHB-10118-sp is the source of this 792-nucleotide messenger RNA. RefSeq lists its product as uncharacterized. Lineage: Eukaryota; Fungi; Basidiomycota; Agaricomycetes; Polyporales; Phanerochaetaceae. The record is from RefSeq and is a predicted model, not a curated record. The transcript has a single exon. Bases 323 to 613 code for a protein of 96 amino acids.
GCCCGCGGAUGAUAUAAAUUGCAGCGCCCGCCUUGUCCUCCUUCGUUCCAAAUCACAUCCUCCAUCCCAUUUCGCGUCAUUUGUAUUGCCUGCAAACGUCACCCUCACGUUCUGAAAGCCGUGUCGUAUCACCCAGACCAACAAGCCCCAUUUGUGACGCGUCUCCACAACGCCGACAAUAAGGCCACAUCGCUCGUCUGACCUACCACCUACGCCUUCGCCACUCACUCAACAAUAAAACACAAUUCCCCAAAAAGUAUCUGUGUCGCGCUCACCACAUCUAAGCGCCGCGUACAACCAAUCGCUCCGCAACCAGACCACAAUGCUCCCAAACAACAUCCACGCCACAUCGCCAGCUUCGCCAGCCACAACAUCCACACUCACGGAAUCACACGACCUGCACAGAUCAACAGCGUGGCCCGAUUUCUGGCUCGAAACAACAAACGCCCCCGCAUCCGACGCUCCCCACGACCUCCGUGGCGUCGCGCAGCGGAACCGCGUCAGCAUGAGCGACCUGCUCGCUGAGAAAGACCGACUGGAUGCCGAGCUGUUCAGCGCCGCGAGUGACUGCGAUGGAUACGCUACCGAGUCCGACGUUGAGGAAGAUGGCUAGUCCAGCGAUGAAGAGAGUGGCUACAGCGGCGACGUUGACAGUGACGACGCGCAAGAUCAACUUCUGCCCGUUCGCCGACGUGUGUUGCUGCCGCCCGAGCACCAUCAAUAUCGCGUCGUGAGCCCCCCGCUGACACUCCUGCAAAACCGAGGUAAGCUCCGCUUAUCUGAUGUUCGAUU